ACGCAAACAAGCGUGAGCUGUCCAGCGUCCAUCACGCUCACAAGCACAAACAAAGACCCUUUUGAUUUCACCACUUUUUAGCUAAGAAAUUAAUCCUUUGUGAUUGUACUAAGUGAGGCAGGUUGUUUUUUUCUGCGGAUCGACGCCUUCAUGUGCUGGUAGGAUGCCUAUGGAUGGAACAGGUGGCAUUCACUUGUAACAACACGCCAUAUUCGGGAACCGUCUAAUUGCCCUACGAGGAGCCCAGGAAGUAGCCGGGGACGAGUGAGCGGCAAACAGUCAUGCCGGUGGCCGAGUGUGAGGUGCUGCUGCCGGAGGGCGAGCCUGACGACGGCGACCUGCUGCCGGCGGCGGCGGCCACGCUGUGCAGCAGCCCCGCCGCCGACAUCCUCAAGAAGUUCUACCACACCAAGCGGGUGGGCAACUACCUGAUCGGCAGGAAGCUUGGCGAGGGUUCCUUCGCCAAAGUCAGAGAGGGGCUGCACGCGCUCACCGGGGAAAAGGUGGCGGUGAAGGUGAUCGACAAGCGCAAGGCCAAGAAGGACUCGUACGUGACCAAGAACCUGCGGCGCGAGGGCCAGAUCCAGCAAAUGAUCCGCCACCCCAACAUCACGCAGCUGCUGGACAUCCUGGAGACGGAGAACAGUUACUAUUUGGUGAUGGAGCUCUGCCCCGGCGGGAACCUCAUGAACCGCAUCUACGACAAGAAGCGGCUGGACGAGCGCCGCACGCAGAAGUACAUACGCCAGCUGGUGCUGGCCGUCGAGCACUUGCACAGGGCCGGCGUGGUGCACAGAGACCUGAAGAUUGAAAACCUUCUAUUGGACGAGCAGGACAACAUCAAGCUCAUCGAUUUCGGGCUAAGCAACUGCGCCGGCAUCCUGGGCUAUUCGGACCCCUUCAGCACCCAGUGCGGAAGCCCCGCCUACGCUGCGCCGGAACUGCUCUCCAGGAAGAAGUACGGACCCAAAGUGGACGUCUGGUCCAUCGGCGUCAACAUGUACGCCAUGCUAACGGGCACGCUACCGUUCACCGUGGAGCCCUUCAGCCUGCGCGCCCUGCACCAGAAGAUGGUGGACAAGGAGAUGAACCCUCUGCCUCCCUCGCUCUCCACAGCCGCCAUCUGCCUGCUGAAGAAGCUUCUGGAGCCCGACCCCAACAAGCGUCCCAACAUCCACCAAGUGAUGGCCGACUCGUGGCUGCAGCUGGCUAACAGAAACACGGGGGCGCCCUACCUCAACAGGAUCCACAUUGAGGAGAUCAACCACACGGUGCUCCUGCACAUGACGGAGAAGAUGGCCUACAAGCACAGCGAGGUGCUCAGCGCCGUGCUCACCAACCGCGCCUGCCACACCCUGGCUGUCUACUUCCUGCUCAACAAGAAGAUGAAGAGGCUUUCCAAAGAGUACCGGGAGAUGCAGUUCCAGGAGAAGAAGAAGGGCGACAAGCCCAAGAACGAGUACUUCCAGACGCAGUGGCGCAAGCACGUGGACAAACUGACCAUCCCGCCCAAGCAGGCGCCCGUCUACUUGGCCGUGAGCAAAGGGCCCAGCAAGGAGAAGAAGCACCGUACCGGUCUGUUACGCGCUCUGACCGGUGGGCACCGUAACUCGCCGCUGGCGCCGCCGGGCACGGUGGCGUCGUCAUCCAUGGAGUACCUGGAGAUCCAGCCCCUGUUCUCGUCGCACACGCCGCAACAACGCCGCCGCCUGGCCACCAUGCCGCCCGUCAAUAACGCCGGCGGCGGCGCCAGCCCCGAGCACGGCGUGCCGGCCCCGCCCGCGCCCUCGCCCAUCGGCAUGCACUCGUUCGGCUCGCUCUCCAAGGCCGAGGGCCUGGACGACGCGCCCGCCUCGCCCUGGUACAAGCUGACCAACGGCACCCUGUCACCGCCCCGCCACGUCUCGGCCUUCCAGCCCGACUCGUCUUACCUGAAGAAGGCCACCGUCCCCAGUCCGCCCGUGCUCAUCGUCCACCCCCAACCCAAAAAGAGCGUCUCCGCCGACUGGGGCGGCGGCGGCUUCUUGUCCGACGCCAGCGGAAGCCCGCCCAGCGCGAUGGGAAGCCCUCCGGGCUCGGCUUUCAGCCCGCCCAAGUCGGCCUUCAGCCCGCUCAACCCGCCGUCCAACCCGAGCGGAAGCGGCAGCGAGACCGACAGCCCCACGCAGCGCGCCAAGAUCCCCUGCGUGGGCGCGGGCCUGGGUUUCAAAAAGAAGACCCAGCUGCAGCCCUUCAGCUUCCGGCCCGAGCAAGUGGUGGAGGAGGUGGUGUCGCCACCGCCCUACCCCAUGCAGACUCUACUCUGCGCGUCGGGAGCGCUCAAGACCCUUUGCUGAGACCCUGGACCACCAGCUGGGAACUAUAAAUAACGGACUUCAAAAUGGAACUCAAAUGUGACAUAUGGCUCCCUUAGCAAUGACUUCCGAGUUUGACGCUCAUCGGUCCAAAUCCACGGAAAUCGAUUAAGAGAAAAUGGCCAUUCACUUUAUGCACUUUUAAGGAAAUCUGCUAUUUGGAUUUAUCAGUCUUCAACAUUAUCCGUCACUUUUUUGGGGGUAUCGAAAGCAGCGUCUCAUUUUCUUUGAAUUAACAUUACGCUGCUCGUCUUCCAGUAGCUAAAGCAGCAUUUCUUAGAAAGCGCACGACUCGUGGGG
Messenger RNA from Syngnathus typhle (broad-nosed pipefish), 2654 nucleotides. It is a transcript of the gene hunk, whose product is annotated as hormonally up-regulated Neu-associated kinase. The transcript is spliced from 9 exons. Gene Ontology annotation, molecular function: ATP binding; protein serine/threonine kinase activity. The record is from RefSeq and is a predicted model, not a curated record. Gene Ontology annotation, cellular component: cytoplasm. Gene Ontology annotation, biological process: intracellular signal transduction; protein phosphorylation. Lineage: Eukaryota; Metazoa; Chordata; Actinopteri; Syngnathiformes; Syngnathidae. The coding region runs from base 282 to 2336 and encodes 684 amino acids.